Messenger RNA from Dermochelys coriacea (leatherback sea turtle), 11985 nucleotides. Its product is annotated as mucin-19-like. The transcript is spliced from 3 exons. NCBI's taxonomy places the organism in Eukaryota, Metazoa, Chordata, Testudines, Dermochelyidae. The record is from RefSeq and is a predicted model, not a curated record. Bases 1 to 11985 code for a protein of 3994 amino acids.
AUGGUGCACAGCACCACUGGCAGAGGCACCAGCCCAAAUGCCUCCUUACCCAGAACUUCGGUGGAAACCACAGAGAUGGCGGGAAGCUCCCCAUCAGCUGAAGGCACGACUGGCUCUGUAACUGGCCGCGUCACGGAAGAAAUAUCGACAGUGACAAGCAGUACAACAGCUGGGAAACCCACCUCUAAGCCAACCAUGGGACCUAGAUUCGCACCCGAAAGCGCUAGCCCGCUUCAUACUACAGUGAAGGUGGGCAACACUGUGGGAGCUGAGAGCACCACUGGCCUCUUUUUCUCAAGUCCAUCUGGUGAGGGCACUAUGGAAAAGGCAACGCCACCUUCUCAGACGACGACUGUCGCUGAGCCCUCCAGCCAAGCUGAGAUCAUAAAUAGCGACACAGUCACAACCGUCCCACUCUCCAGUAAGCCUUCUGGUACUGCAAGUCCAAGGGACACCUUUAGAACUGCAGAAAGCACCAGCGCUGUGCCAUACACCAGUUCUCCUCGUAGGACGACAACUGGAGAAGACACUACUAGAAUAGCAGACACCAGCACAGUUCCCUUCCAACCCAUUACAUCAUCUGAGUCCACAAAAGGGUCUGCAAGUAAAUUUACUUCGACCACACACAUGUCUCAGACAAGUUCCCAGACCGAGAGUACGUUAACAGUUGGGAGCAGCAUGCUAGAGAGCUCAGGUGUAAGCACAGCAGAGAGCACCAGGACAUCGAAUACACCGAACACAGCAAGUUCCUCGAUAGAAACGGAAAUAUCCACAGUUCUCCCAAAAAUCAGUACUCCACAGGUAAUCACUGAAAUGCUGGGCAUUACUAGUGCUAAAGAAGAAACCAUAACUGUCUCUCCUGCAAUUCCUUCAGGCAGGUCCACAGAGAUGUCCGGAAGAACAUCUGUUCCCACCACUUUUGCUCCUCUCACUGCAAAUGCAGAGAGGACCAAAGCCACCGUAGCUCAGAGUAUGUUGGAAAAAUCAAGCCUUACUACCUCCCCUCUAGCAGAGACGAGCACCUCUGAAGCCACUAGUGUAAUAGCGGAGAUGGCCACUCCUUCAAAUGUGACAUCUAGCUCUAGUGAGAGGAGCACUAUCCCUGCAACCACCACAGUAGCAAAGACAACCCCAAAAUUCUUUCCUUCUAGUGCAGCAACUGAAUCCACAGGAACGGGCACAAGCGCAACUGCUGAGAAGACGAGGGCAUCUCUUGCCACAAGCCCAGUCCAAGAAACUUCAGCCAUGGUUAGCAGUUCAGCAGCUGGAUCAAGGCCAACAUUUGAAGGGAGCACUCCUUUCCCUGAGACUGGCACUGUAGCUACAGAGAUAUCUCCUGCUGGGUCACACACGAGCACUCCAUCUCAGACGACAAUAUGCACGGUGCGCAGCACUACUGGCGGAGGCACAAGCCCAAAUGCCUCCCUACCCAGAACUUCAAUGGAAACCACAGAGAUGGCUGGAAGCUCCCCAUCUGCUGAGAGUAUGACUGGCUCUGUAACUGGCCGCGUCACUGAAGAUAUAUCGACAAUUCCAAGCAGUACAACAGCUGGGAAAACCACGACUAAGCCAACCAUGGGACCCACCUCGGCACCCAAAAGUGUUACCCCGCUUCAUACUACAGCGAAGGUGGGCAACACUGCGGGAGCUGAGAACUCCACUGGUGUCUUUUUCUCAAGUCUGUCCACUGAGAGCAAUAUGAAAAAGGCAACGCCACCUUCUCAGACGACGACUGUCGUUGAGCCCUCCAGCCAAGCUGAGAUUAUAAGAUCGGAGUCCCUAACAAGUAAAGACACAGUCACAACCGUCAUACUCUCCAGUAAGCCUUUUGGUACUGCAAGUCCAAGUGACACCUUUACAACUGCAGAAAGCACCAGCGCUGUGCCGCACACCAGUUCUCCUCGUGGGACGACAACUGGAGAAGACACUACUAGAAUAGCAGACACCAGCACAGUUCCCAUCCAACCCACUAUGUCAUCUGAAUCCACUAAACGGUCUGCAAGUAAAUCUACUUUGACAACGCACAUGUCUCAGACAACUUCCCAGACGGAGAGUACGUUAACAGUUGGGAGCAGCAUGCUAGAGAACACAGGUGUAAGCACAGGAGAAGGCACCAGGAAAUCGAAUACACCAACCACAGCAAGUUCCUCGAUAGAAACAAAAAUAUCCACAGUUCUCGCAAAAAUCAGUACUCCCCAGGUAAUUGCUGAAACUCUGGGCGGCACUAGUGCAAAAGAAGAAACCAGAACUGUCUCUCCUGCGGGGCCACACACCAGCACUUCAUCUCAGACGACAACAAGCACGGUGCGCAGAACCACUGGCAGAGGAACAAGCCCCAAAACCUUCCUACCCAGAACUUUGGAGGAAACCACAGAAAUGGCUGGAAGCUCCCCAUGUUCUGAGACCACAACUGGCUCUGUAACUGGCCGCGUCACUGAAGAAAUAUCGACAAUUGCAAGCAGUACAACCACUGGGACGCUCACCACUAUGCAAACAAUGGGACCUACCUCGGCACCCGAAAGCAGUACCCCGCUUCAUACUACAGCGAAGGUGGGCAACACUGCCGGAGCGGAGAAAACCAGAGGCCUCUUUUUGUCAAGUCCGUCAGCUGAGAGCUAUAUGAAAAAGGCAACGUCACCUUCUCAGACGACUACUGUCGCUGAGACUUCCAGCCAAGCUCAGAUCACAACAUCGGAGUCCCUAACAAGUAGAGACACAAUCACAACCGUCCCACUCUCCAGUAUCCCUUCUGGUACUGCAAGUCCAAGGGACACCUUUACAACUGCAGAAAGCACCAGCGCUGAGAAACACACCAGUUCAGCUCCUGGAACAAGAACUGGAGAAGACACUACUAGAAUAGCAGAAACCAGCACAGUUCCCUUCCAACCCACUAUCUCAUCUGAGUCCAUAAAAGGGUCUGCAAGUAAAUCUACUUCGACAACACACAUGUCUCAGACAAGUUGCCAGACGGAGAGUAAGUUAAAAGUUGGGAGCAGCGUGCUAGAGAGCUCAGGUGUAAGCACAGCAGAGAGCACCAGGACAUCGAAUACACCGACCACAGCAAGUUCCUCGAUAGAAACAGAAAUAUCCACAGUUCUCCCAAAAAUCAGUACUCCCCAGGUAAUCACUGAAAUGCUGGGCAUUAUUAGUGCAAAAGAAGAAACCACAACUGUCUCUCCUGCAAUUCCAUCAGGCAGGUCCACAGAGAUGUCCGGAAGAACAUCUGUUCCCACCACUUUUGCUCCUCUCACUGCAAAUGCAGAGAGGACCACAGCCACGGUAGCUCAGAGUAUGUUGGAAAAAUCAAGCCUUACUACCUCCCCUCUAGCAGAGACGAGCACCUCUGAAGCCACUAGUGUAAUAGCGGAGAUGGCCACUCCUUCAAAUGUGACAUCUAGCCCUAGUGAGACGAGCACUAUCCCUGCAACCACCACAGUAGCAAAGACAACCCCAAAAUUCUUUCCUUCUAGUGCAGCAACUGAAUCCACAGGAACGGGCACCAGCGCAACUGCUGAGAAGACGAGGGCCUCUCUUGCCACAAGCCCAGUCCAAGAAACUUCAGCCAUGGUUAGCAGUUCAGCAGCUGGAUCAAGGCCAACAUUUGAAGGGAGCACUCCUUUCCCUGAGACCGGCACUGUAGCUACAGAGACAUCUCCUGCUGGGCCACACACCAGCACUCCAUCUCAGACGACAACAAGCACGGUGCGCAACACUAUUGGCAGAGGCACAAGCCCAAAUGGCUCCCUACCCAGAACUUCGAUGAAAACCACAGAGAUGGCUGGAAGCUCCCCAUCUGCUGAGAGUACGACUGGCUCUGUAACUGGCCGCGUCACUGAAGAAAUAUCGACAAUUCCAAGCAGUACAACAGUUGGGAAACCCACCACUAAGCCAACAAUGGGACACACCUUGGCACCCGAAAGUGCUACCCCGCUUCAUACUACAGCGAAAGUGGGCAACACUGCGGGAGCUGAGAAUUCCACUGGUGUCUUUUUCUCAAGUCUGUCCACUGAGAGCAAUAUGAAAAAGGCAACGCCACCUUCUCAGACGACGACUGUCGCUGAGACCUCCAGCCAAGCUCAGGGCAUUUCAGCCAUGGUCAGCAGUUCAGCAGCUGGAUCAAGGCCAAUGUCUGAAGGGAGCACUCCUUUCCCUGAGACUGGCACUGUAGCUACAGAGACAUCUCCUGCUGGGCCACACACGAGCACUCCAUCUCAGACGACAACAAGCACGGUGCGCAGCACCACUGGCAGAGGCACAAGCCCAAAUGCCUCCUUACCCAGAAUUUCGGUGGAAACCACAGAGAUGCCUGGAAGCCCCUCAUCUGCUGAGAGCACCACUGGCUCUGUAACUGGCCGCAUCACUGAAGAAAUAUUGACAAUUCCAAGCAGUACAACAGCUGGGAAACCCACCACUAAGCCAACAAUGGGACCUACCUCGGCACCCCAAAGCGCUACCCCGCUUCACACUACAGCGAAGGUGGGCAACACUGUGGGAGCUGAGAGCACCACUGGCCUCUUUUUCUCAAGUCCAUCAGCUGAGAGCACUAUGGAAAAUGCAACGCCACCUUCUCUGACGACGACUGUCGCUGAGCCCUCCAGCCAAGUUGAGAUCAUAACGUCGGAGUCCUUAACAAAUAGAGACACAGUCACAACCGUCCCACUCUCCAGUAAGCCUUCUGGUACUGCAAGUCCAAGGAACAUCUUUACAACUGCAGAAAGCACCAGCGCUGUGCCACACACCAGUUCCCCUCGUGGGACGAGAACUGGAGAAGACACUACUAGCAUAGCAGACACCAGCACAGUUCCCUUCCAACCCAUUACGUCAUCUGAGUCCAGAAAAGGAUCUGCAAGUAAAUCUACUUCGACCACACACAUGUCUCAGACAAGUUCACAGAGGGAUAAUAAGUUAACAGUUGGGAGCAGCAUGCUAGAGAGCUCAGGUGUAAGCACAGCAGAGAGCACCAGGACAUCGAAUAUACCGAACACAGCAAGUUCCUCGAUAGAAACGGAAAUAUCCACAGUUCUCCCAAAAAUCAGUACUCCCAAGGUAAUCACUGAAAUGCUGGACAUUACUAGUGCAAAAGAAGAAACCACAACUGUCUCUCCUGCUAUUCCAUCAGGCAGGUCCACAGAGAUGUCCGGAAGAACAUCUGUUCCCACCAUUUUUGCUCCUCUCACUGCAAAUGCAGAGAGGAUCACAGCCACCGUAGCUCAGACUAUGUUGGAAAAGUCAAGCCUUACUACCUCUCCUCUAGCAGAGACUAGCACCUCUGAAGGCACGAGUGGAACAACAGAGAUGCCCACUCCUUCAAAUGCAUCCUCUAGCCCUAGUAAGAUGAACACUAUUCCCGCAACCACCACAGUAGCAAAGACAACCCCAAAAUUCUUUCCUUCUAGUGCAACAACUGUGUCCACAGAAAAGGGCACAAGCGCAGCUGCAGAGAAGACGAGGGCCUCUCUUGCCACAAGCCCAGUGCAAGGCAUUUCAGCCAUGGGCAGCAGUUCAGCAGCUGGAUCAAAGCCAACAUCUGAAGGGAGUUCUCCUUUCCCUGAGACUGGCAUUGUAGCUACAGAGACAUCUCCUGCUGGGCCACACACGAGCACUCCAUCUCAGACGACAACAAGCACGGUGCGCAGCACCACUGGCAGAGGCACCAGCCCAAAUGCCUCCUUACCCAGAACUUCGGUGGAAACCACAGAGAUGGCGGGAAGCUCCCCAUCUGCUGAGAGGACCACUGGCUCUGUAACUGGCCCCGUCACGGAAGAAAUAUCGACAGUUACAAGGAGUACAACAGCUGGGAAACCCACCUCUAAGCCAACCAUGGGACCUACAUUGGCACCCGAAAGCGCUAGCCCGCUUCAUACUACAGCGAAGGUGGGCAACACUGUGGGAGCUGAGAGCACCACUGGCCUCUUUUUCUCAAGUCUGUCCACUGAGAGCAAUAUGAAAAAGGCAACGCCACCUUCUCAGACGACGACUGUCGCUGAGACCUCCAGCCAAGCUGAGAUCACAACAUCGGAAUCCCUAACAAGUAGAGACAGAAUCAUAACCAUCCCUAUCUCCAGUAUCCCUUCUGGUACUGCAAGUCCAAGGGACACCUUUACAACAGCAGAAAGCACCACCUCUGUGCCACACACCAGUUCUCCUCGCGGGACGACAACUGGAGAAGACACUACUAGAAUAACAGACACCAGCACAGUUCCCUUCCAACACACUAUCUCAUCUGAGUCCACAAAAGGGUCUGCAAGUAAAUCUACUUCUACAACACACAUGUCUCAGACAACUUCCCAGACGGAGAGUACGUUAACAGUUGGGAGCAGCAUGCUAGAGAACUCAGGUGUAAGCGCAGCAGAGAGCAUCGGGACGUGGGAUACAGCGACCACAGUAAAUUCCUCGAUAGAAACGGAAAUAUCCACAGUUCUCCCAAUAAUCAGGACUCCCCAGGUAACGGAUGAGUCGUUGGGCAGCAGUAGUGUAAAAGAAGAAACCACAACUGUCUCUCCUGCAAUUUCAUCAGGCAGGUCCACAGAGAUAUCCGGAAGAACAUCUGUUCCCACCACUUUUGCUCCUCUCCCCGCUACUACCGAGGGGAGCACAGCGACCGUAGCUCAGAGUACGGUGGAAAAGUCAAGCUCUAAAACCUCUCCUCUAGCAGAGACUAGCACCUCUGAAGGCACUAGUGGAACAGCAGAGAUGCCCACUCCUUCAAAUGUGACAUCUAGCUCUAGUGAUACGAGCACUAUUCCUGCAAAGACCACAGUAGGAAAGACAACCCCAAAAUUCUUUCCUUCUAGUGCAACAAUUGAAUCCACAGGAACGGGCACAAGGGCAGCUGCUGAGAAGACGAGGGUCUCUCUUGCCGCUAGCCCAGUCCAUGGCAUUUCAGCCAUGGUCAGCAGUUCAGCAGCUGGAUCAAGGCCAACGUCUGAAGGGAGUUCUCCUUUCCCUGAGACUGGCAUUGUAGCUACAGAGACAUCUCCUGCUGGGCCACACACGAGCACUCCAUCUCAGACGACAACAAGCACGGUGCGCAGCACCACUGGCAGAGGCACCAGCCCAAAUGCCUCCUUACCCAGAACUUCGGUGGAAACCACAGAGAUGGCGGGAAGCUCCCCAUCUGCUGAGAGGACCACUGGCUCUGUAACUGGCCGCGUCACGGAAGAAAUAUCGACAGUUACAAGCAGUACAACAGCUGGGAAACCCACCUCUAAGCCAACCAUGGGACCUACAUUGGCACCUGAAAGCGCUAGCCCGCUUCAUACUACAGCGAAGGUGGGCAACACUGUGGGAACUGAGAGCACCACUGGCCUCUUUUUCUCAAGUCCAUCUGGUGAGGGCACUAUGGAAAAGGCAACGCCACCUUCUCAGACGACGACUGUCGCUGAGCCCUCCAGCCAAGCUGAGAUCAUAACAUCGGAGUCCCUAACAAAUAGCGACACAGUCACAACCGUCCCACUCUCCAGUAAGCCUUCUGGUACUGCAAGUCCAAGGGACACCUUUACAACAGCAGAAAGCACCAGCUCUGUCCAACACACCAGUUCUCCUCGUGGGACGACAACUGGAGAAGACACUACUAGAAUAGCAGACACCAGCACAGUUCCCUUCCAACCCAUUAUGUCAUCUGAGUCCACAAAAGGGUCUGCAAGUAAAUCUACUUCGACCACACACAUGUCUCAGACAAGUUCCCAGACGGAGAGUACGUUAACAGUUGGGAGCAGCAUGCUAGAGAGCUCAGGUGUAAGCACAGCAGAGAGCACCAGGACAUCGAAUACACCGAACACAGCAAGUUCCUCGAUAGAAACGAAAAUAUCCACAGUUCUCUCAAAAAUCAGUACUCCCCAGUUAAUCACUGAAAUGCUGGGCAUUACUAGUGCAAAAGAAGAAACCACAACUGUCUCACCUGCAAUUCCAUCAGGCAGGUCCACAGAGAUGUCCGGAAGAACAUCUGUUCCCACCACUUUUGCUCCUCUUACUGCAAAUGCAGAGAGGAUCACAGCCACCGUAGCUCAGAUUAUGUUGGAAAAGUCAAGCCUUACUACCUCCCCUCUAGCAGAGACUAGCACCUCUGAAGCCACUAGUGUAAUAGCGGAGAUGACCACUCCUUCAAAUGUGACAUCUAGCCCUAGUGAGACUAGCACUAUUCCUGCAACCACCACAGUAGCAAAGACAACCCCAAAAUUCUUUCCUUCUAGUGCAACAACUGAAUCCACAGGAAUGGACACAAGUGCAACUGCUGAGAAGACAAGGGCCUCUCUUUCCACAAGCCCAGUCCAAGACACUUCAGCCAUGGUCAGCAGUUCAGCAGCUGGAUCAAGGCCAACGUCUGAAGGGAGCACUCCUUUCCCUGAGACUGGCACUGUAGCUACAGAGACAUCUCCUGUUGGGUCACACACCAGCACUCCAUCUCAGAUGACAACAAACAUGGUGCGCAGCACUACUGGCAGAGGCACAAGCCUAAAUGCCUCCCUACCCAGAACUUCAGUGGAAACCACAGAGAUGGCUGGAAGCUCCCCAUCUGCUGAGAAUAUGACUGGCUCUGUAACUGGCCGCAUCACUGAAGAAAUAUCGACAAUUCCAAGCAGUACAACAGCUGGGACACUCCCCACUAAGCCUACAAUGGGACCCACCUCGGCACCCGAAAGCGGUACCCCGCUUCAUACUACAGCGAAGGUGGGCAACACUGCGGGAGCUGAGAACUCCACUGGUGUCUUUUUCUCAAGUCUGUCCACUGAGAGGAAUAUGAAAAAGGCAACGCCACCUUCUCAGACGACGACUGUCGCUGAGACCUCCAGCCAAGCUGAGAUCACAAAAUCGGAAUCCCUAACAAGUAUAGACACAAUCAUAACCGUCCCUCUCUCCAGUAUCCCUUCUGGUACUGCAAGUCCAAGAGACACCUUUACAACAACAGAAAGCACCAGCUCUGUCCAACACACCAAUUCUCCUCGCGGGACGACAACUGGAGAAGACACUGCUAGAAUAACAGACACCAGCACAGUUCCCUUCCAACACACUAUCUCAUCUGAGUCCACAAAAGGGUCUACAAGUAAAUCUACUUCGACAACACACAUGUCUCAGACAACUUCCCAGACAGAGAAUACGUUAACAGUUGGGAGCAGCAUGCUAGAGAACUCAGGUGUAAGCGCAGCAGAGAGUACCGGGACAUGGGAUACAGCGACCACAGUAAGUUCCUCGAUAGAAACGGAAAUAUCCACAGUUCUACCAAUAAUCAGGACUCCCCAGGUAACGGCUGAGUCGCUGGGCAGCAGUAGUGCAAAAGAAGAAACCACAAGUAUCUCUCCUGCAAUUCCAUCAGGCAGGUCCACAGAGAUGUCUGGAAGAACAUCUGUUCCCACCACUUUUGCUCCUCUCACUGCAAAUGCAGAGAGGAUCACAGCCACCGUAGCUCAGAGUAUGUUGGAAAAGUCAAGCCUUACUACCUCUCCUCUAGCAGAGACUAGCACCUCUGAAGGCACUAGUGGAACAGCAGAGAUGCCCACUCCUUCAAAUGCAUCCUCUAGCCCUAGUGAGAUGAGCACUAUUCCUGCAACCACCACAGUAGCAAAGACAACCCCUAAAUUCUUUCCUUCUAGUGCAAGAACUGUGUCCACAGAAAGGAGCACAAGCGCAGCUGCGGAGAAGACGAGGGCCUCUCUUGCCACAAGCCCAGUCCAAGGCAUUUCAGCCAUGGGCAGCAGUUCAGCAGCUGGAUCAAAGCCAACAUCUGAAGGGAGUUCUCCUUUCCCUGAGACUGGCACUGUAGCUACAGAGACAUCUCCUGCUGGGCCACACACCAGCACUCCAUCUCAGACGACAACAAGCACGGUGCGCAGCACCACUGGCAGAGGCACCAGCCCAAAUGCCUCCUUACCCAGAACUUCGGUGGAAACCACAGAGAUGGCGGGAAGCUCCCCAUCUGCUGAGAGCACGACUGACUCUGUAACUGGCCGCGUCACGGAAGAAAUAUCGACAGUUACAAGCAGUACAACAGCUGGGAAACCCACCUCUAAGCCAACCAUGGGACCUACAUUGGCACCCGAAAGCGCUAGCCCGCUUCAUACUACAGCGAAGGUGGGCAACACUGUGGGAGCUGAGAGCACCACUGGCCUCUUUUUCUCAAGUCCAUCUGGUGAGGGCACUAUGGAAAAGGCAACGCCACCUUCUCAGACGACGACUGUCGCUGAGCCCUCCAGCCAAGCUGAGAUCAUAACAUCGGAGUCCCUAACAAAUAGCGACACAGUCACAACCGUCCCACUCUCCAGUAAGCCUUCUGGUACUGCAAGUCCAAGGGACACCUUUACAACUGCAGAAAGCACCAGCGCUGUGCCACACACCAGUUCUCCUCGUGGGACGACAACCGGAGAAGACACUACUAGAAUAGCAGACACCAGCACAGUUCCCUUCCAACCCAUUACGUCAUGUGAGUCCACAAAUGGGUCUGCAAGUAAAUCUACUUCGACCACACACAUGUCUCAGACAAGUUCCCAGACGGAGAGUACGUUAACAGUUGGGAGCAGCAUGCUAAAGAGCUCAGGUGUAAGCACAGCAGAGAGCACCAGGACAUCGAAUACACCGAACACAGCAAGUCCCUCGAUAGAAACGGAAAUAUCCACAGUUCUCCCAAAAAUCAGUACUCCUCAGGUAAUCACUGAAAUGCUGGGCAUUACUAGUGCAAAAGAAGAAACCACAACUGUCUCUCCUGCAAUUCCAUCAGGCAGGUCCACAGAGAUGUCCGGAAGAACAUCUGUUCCCACCACUUUUGCUCCUCUCACUGCAAAUGCAGAGAGGACCACAGCCACCGUAGCUCAGAGUAUGUUGGAAAAGUCAAGCCUUACUACCUCCCCUCUAGCAGAGACUAGCACCUCUGAAGCCACUAGUGUAAUAGCGGAGAUGACCACUCCUUCAAAUGUGACAUCUAGCCCUAGUGAGACGAGCACUAUUCCUGCAACCACCACAGUAGCAAAGACAACCCCAAAAUUCUUUCCUUCUAGUGCAACAACUGAAUCCACAGGAACGGACACAAGUGCAACUGCUGAGAAGACAAGGGCCUCUCUUUCCACAAGCCCAGUCCAAGACACUUCAGCCAUGGUUAACAGUUCAGCAGCUGGAUCAAGGCCAACAUUUGAAGGGAGCACUCCUUUCCCUGAGACCGGCACUGUAGCUACAGAGACAUCUCCUGCUGGGCCACACACCAGCACUCCAUCUCAGAUGACAACAAGCACGGUGCGCAGCACUACUGGCAGAGGCACAAGCCCAAAUGCCUCCCUACCCAGAACUUCAAUGGAAACCACAGAGAUGGCUGGAAGCUCCCCAUCUGCUGAGAAUACGAUUGGCUCUGUAACUGGCCGCGUCACUGAAGAAAUAUCGACAAUUCCAAGCAGUACAACAGCUGGGACACUCACCACUAAGCCUACAAUGGGACCCACUUCGGCACCCGAAAGCGGUACCCCGCUUCAUACCAUAGCGAAGGUGGGCAACACUGUGGGAGCUGAGAGCACCACUGGCCUCUUUUUCUCAAGUCUGUCCACUGAGAGCAAUAUGAAAAAGGCAACGCCACCUUCUCAGAUGACGACUGUCGCUGAGACCUCCAGCCAAGCUGAGAUCACAACAUCGGAAUCCCUAACAAGUAGAGACACAAUCAUAACCGUCCCUCUCUCCAGUAUCCCUUCUGGUACUGCAAGUCCAAGGGACACCUUUACAACAGCAGAAAGCACCAGCUCUGUGCCACACACCAGUUCUCCUCGCGGGAUGACAACUGGAGAAGACACUACGAGAAUAACAGACACCAGCACAGUUCUCUUCCAACACACUAUCUCAUUUGAGUCCACAAAAGGGUCUACAAGUAAAUCUACUUCGACAACACACAUGUCUCAGAAAACUUCCAAGACAGAGAGUACGUUAACAGUUGGGAGCAGCAUGCUAGAUAACUCAGGUGUAAGCGCAGCAGAGAGCACCAGGACAUGGGAUACAGCGACCACAGGACCAUAG